GCCUCUAUGCCCUCUGGUCUUAAUCGGCAUAAUCCUAUGGCCAUUUUCAAGCUAUUCUUCACCAAUAAAAUAAUGGAGAAGAUGGUGCAGUGGAUAAACGAGCAUGCAGAACAGCACCGGCCCACCGACGUGCGCCUGCCACGGCCAUAG
Molecule: messenger RNA, 150 nt
Organism: Mytilinidion resinicola
Lineage: Eukaryota; Fungi; Ascomycota; Dothideomycetes; Mytilinidiales; Mytilinidiaceae
Exons: 1
Source: RefSeq, a predicted model, not a curated record